Messenger RNA from Physeter macrocephalus (sperm whale), 690 nucleotides. It is a transcript of the gene TSPAN8, whose product is annotated as tetraspanin 8. The transcript has 8 exons. Lineage: Eukaryota; Metazoa; Chordata; Mammalia; Artiodactyla; Physeteridae. Gene Ontology annotation, cellular component: plasma membrane. Bases 1 to 690 code for a protein of 229 amino acids. The record is from RefSeq and is a predicted model, not a curated record.
AUGGCCAAUCUUAUAAUAAUUGGGAUAAAACAGCUGUGUGGUACCUCAAUCCUGGCAGUAGCAAUUUGGCUACGAGUAGGAAAAGAUGGUCCAGAGAUUCUCAGUCCUGGGGAUGCUACCAUUAACCCCUAUAUUGCUGUGAAUAUCUUGAUUGUUGUGGGUGCUAUCAUCAUGAUUAUGGGUUUCCUGGGAUGCUUUGGUGCCAUGAAAGAAAACCAGUUCAUGCUUCUUUUGUUUUUCAUAGGAUUGAUUCUGAUCCUACUUCUGCAAGUGGUGGCAGGUAUCCUAGGAGCUACUAACAAAUUUAAGACUGAACGUGCUCUGAAUGAGACUCUCCAGGCUAAUGUACAUCUUUUGAGUGCAACAAAUGAAAAUGGAAAACUAUUCCAGAAAGCCUUUUCUGAAAUUCAAGAAGAGUUAAAAUGUUGUGGUUUGAUCAAUGGAGCUUCUGAUUGGGGAAAUAAUUUUCAAUACUAUUACAAGUCAUGUGAAUGUCCAAGUGCAUCAGAUUCUUCUUGUACAAAGUAUGAUGGAAAAACUAUUUACCAACAGUCAUGCUUUUCUUUGAUAAGAGGCUUAUUUUCAAGACAUCUUUCCAUAGUUAUUGGACUAGCGUUUGGACUGGCAGCUGUUGAGGUACUUGGUCUGAUAUUUUCUAUUGUCCUGUACUGCCAGAUCAGGAAGAAAUAA